GUAGGAUCCGCCGCACGUCACAGUCACCCAAUUCUGGGCCGAUGGCGCCGGCGCAGCGCUGCGCUCUGUGUCGCCAGACCUUUUUCUGUGGUCGCGGCCACGUCUACAGCCGCAAGCACCAGCGCGAGCUGAAGGUGGCUUUGGAUCGGCUCUUACCGCAGGUGGAGGCCGCCCGCAAGGCCAUCCGCACAGCUCAGGUCGAGCGUUACGUGCCCGAGCACGAUCGGUGCUGCUGGUGCCUGUGCUGCCGCUGUGAGGUGCGGAAGCACCUAAGUCACGGAAACCUGACAGUGCUGCACGGGGGGCUGCUGGAGCACCUGGCCAGCCCAGAGCACAAGAAAGCAACAAAUCGAUUCUGGUGGGAAAACAAGGCUGAGGUUCAUAUGAAAGAGAAGUUUCUCGUCUCCCCUCAAGAUUAUGCACAAUUCAAGAAAUCCAUGGUGAAAGGUUUGGAUUCUUAUGAGGAAAAAGAGGAUGAAGUGAUCAAAGAGAUGGCAGCUCAGAUCCGUGAAGUGGAGCACAGCCGGCAGGAGGUGGUUCGGUCCAUCUUAGAGCCUCAGGCAGUACCAGACCCAGAAGAGAGCUCUUCAGCACCUGGAAACUGGAAAGGGACAAACAGCCAAGUACCCUCCACCUCACAGAGACCCUCAUACUUGGAACUGCCACUAACCCAAGGGCUUGACUGGAUGGAGACAGGACAACCUCUGACAUUCAUUGGCCAUCAGGACACACCAGGAGUUGGUAACAUCCACUCAGGCGCCACACCUCCCUGGAUGGUCCAAGAUGAGGAAUACAGCUCUGGGAAUCAACAAAUAGGACCUUCCUAUGAAGAAUUUCUCAAAGAAAAGGAAAAACAGAAAUUGAAAAAACUCCCCCCAGACAGAGUUGGGGCCAACUUUGAUCACAGCUCCAGCACCAGUGCAGGGUGGCUGCCCUCUUUUGGCCGGGUCUGGAAUAAUGGACGCCGCUGGCAAUCCAGGCAUCAAUUCAAAACUGAAGAUGUAGCAAGGAACAAACAGCAGUCACAGGAAGGAAGAAAAUGAAUGGUUUCCUGAUACUUUUGCAACAACCAUAAGGCUCAAUCAAAGCCAAGUGUGCAAACCCACACCAUAUAUUCUCCUUUGUUAACUGCCUCUUAGAAAACACACAUACCCACUUACUAAUUUAA
Messenger RNA from Pteronotus mesoamericanus, 1168 nucleotides. It is a transcript of the gene CENATAC, whose product is annotated as centrosomal AT-AC splicing factor. NCBI's taxonomy places the organism in Eukaryota, Metazoa, Chordata, Mammalia, Chiroptera, Mormoopidae. Bases 42 to 1043 code for a protein of 333 amino acids. The transcript has 11 exons. The record is from RefSeq and is a predicted model, not a curated record.